Yamadazyma jaroonii is the source of this 2829-nucleotide messenger RNA. The record is from the annotation of a GenBank genome assembly. Lineage: Eukaryota; Fungi; Ascomycota; Pichiomycetes; Serinales; Debaryomycetaceae.
AUGUCAACCAUUACAAUCAAUGGUAAGUACAUCGCCAUUGCUCAUGGGUUGUUUGCUUAUUCUGCCUUCCUAUCAGCAUUGGUCAUAGGUUGUUACUUACAUUAUCAUAAAAUUGUGAAAAAUUCUUCUUUUGGGUAUCCUGAUGAAUGGUUCCCCAGUGUCUCAGCAGCAAUUGGAGAUAGAUAUCCUGAAAGAUCGAUUUUCCAGAUCUUGAUUGCUGUCACUUCAGGUCCAAGAUUCUUAUUAUUAUUACUCAACUUCUUGAAAUGUUAUAAUCCACAAAAAUCCAAUAAAUUAUGUUAUUUUACUAUAAUUUCAGGAGUGAUCAGAACUUUCACUUGCGGUGGAUGGGUAUAUAUUACAUCAACAGAUGAUCAUGAUUGGCAUGAUAUUUUCAUGAUUUCAUACAUAGUCUUAACUAUUCCUUGGACUAUUGGUAUUUCCAAAUUAAGUUCCGGUAGAGCCAAAACUGGUAGAAUCUUGACUGGAUCAAGUUUUUUCUUGACUUUGAUACCUUUGGUGUACUGGUUUAUUCAACACAAAGUUCACGUGAGACCUGGAGCUUAUUCCAUAUAUGCUUACUUUGAAUGGGCAUUGAUCUUAUUAGACGUAGGAUUUGAUUGUUGGUCCAUCUUAGAUUUCCAAGACUUGGAAAUUUCAAUUGGUGGAUCAGGUCUUAAUGUUACUAAAAAAGUUACAAAAUCAUCAAAUAAAAGUGACAAACCACAAAAACUCGUAGUUGAAGAUGAUUUUUCUUUAUUCGAAUUUGUUAUUAAUGUGGUUAAUUCAUUCAUUUUAUGGUCAAUUUUAACCUCCCUUUUCUUAUGUGUCUGGUAUUUCCCACUUUGGCAUAUGGGGAUUUCGGGUUAUGAAGCUUCAAUUGUUGUAUUAUUCUUAGCUCCAUUAUUCAUUUUAGUACCUUUCUUACACAAAGGCAUGGCUAAAUUCCCUUUCAUCACCAGAACUUUAUCGGUAAUCUCAGGUAUCGGUGCCUACAAAGUUCAUGAACCAGAAUAUAAAUUAUUGGCAGUUUCAAUUGGAUCUUUUUUCCUGAUUUUAUCAUUCACCAAUGAGUUAUCAGCUUUGGUUAAGAAUAAUGACCAUAAAAGAUUAUAUAGUUAUUCCGUGGCGUUCAUGACGGGUUUACUUUUAAGUUCCAUAAUCAAAUUUGGUUAUUAUUCAAACAAUCCUAUUUGGGCGGUUAUGCAUAAACCAAAUGGUGGUCAUAAUGAGAUAGGUAUUUUCAUUGGUCUUGUAAGUUCCUUCUUAACUCCAGCAACAACUUUCAAACCUAAAAACCAAAAUCAACUCCAAGGUGGUUCAAUGGUGUUAUCAAUUUUAGGAUUUGGUGGUAUCUUUUUCUGUUUAUUUGCAUAUUUAACUGAUUCAUCCAUUUUAAUUUUCUGGAAUUGGUCUGGAUUCCCAGUCACUGGCCCAACACCAAUAACUGGAGCUUUACCACAUUUUGCAUCCAUUGCGUUUGGUAUUUUAUUCUCAAUUUCGAAUAAAAGAUGGAUUAUUUCAACCAUAGGAUUCCAAAUAGUAGGUUUAUUAGCUGCAGUAUCACUUGUAUUGUUUGAAGACUGGAAUGGAUUCAUAGGAAGUUGUGUUUGGUCCUUCUACUUGUCCUCCAUCUUCCCCCUUGUAGUCUUCACCACUGUUCCUUUCCACUCAGUAAUCUUUUCAUUAUCAUUUUUUGUGUGUAUCAUAUUAUGUCUUGCUAGUGUUUGGAUAGUUGCUUAUGCAUUUGUUCCAGGAGGAUUUUUAUUGAGAGAAAGAACUGAUAUAAUGGUGGGAUUAUCAUACUUAUUCUCAGUUUUAGGAGUUUGGAAUUAUAAACUCAUUUUGAAAAAGUCUAAAGUCGUUAAAUUUGACAUUGGAAAGAUUUGGUCUAAGACUUUAAUAGUAUUAACCAUCUUAUUAUCAUUAUCAACUGCGUUUUUGUUCAGUCGUCAUUUUGAAAAUAGAGAGAUUAAACCUUUUGAACACCAUAAGAGAAGUAAAUCUUUCAAUGCAGGUAUUUGGUGUGUUCAUUUCGGUAUCGAUAAUGACAUGUGGUCAAGUCACGAUAGAAUGAGAGAUUUGAUCAAUGAUGCUGAGUUGGAUAUUAUUGGAUUAUUAGAAACUGAUACUGAAAGAUUGAUUGGAGGUAAUAGAGAUUUUACUCAAAAAAUCGCUGAAGAUUUGAAAAUGUAUGUUGAUUACGGUCCAGGUCCUAAUAAGCAUACAUGGGGAGCUGCUUUAUUAUCUAAAUUCCCUAUCAUUAAAUCACAACACUUCUUAUUACCUUCACCAGUUGGAGAAUUAGCCCCAGCUAUCUUAGCUACAUUAGAUAUUUACGGGGAAUUUGUUGAUGUGGUAGUUUUCCAUUCAGGCCAAGAAGAAGAUGUUGAAGAUAGAAGAUUACAAAGUUUAGCAUUACAAGAUAUAAUGGGUAGUUCAUCAAGACCAAUGGUAUUAUUAAGUUAUUUAGUUACCAAACCAUUAGAAGGUAACUAUUUCACUUAUUCCUCAGAAAAGUCUAGAAUGCAUGAUAUUGAUAGUACUGAUUGGGAUAGAUGGUGUGAAUACAUCAUGUUCCGAGAUUUAAAGAAAGUAGCCUAUGCUAGAAUAUCAAGAUCCACCAUCACUGAUACUGAAUUACAAGUUGGGAAAUUUAAAUUGCUCGAUGGUAAUUACGAGGAUGAUUUCUUGUAUGAUAAUAAUUUCAUUGAUGAAAAAGAUGUGCCGGAGGAUUUACGUAUGCCAGGGAAGUUUAAAGGUAGAGGUAUCAGGGGGCAUAAAUAUCAUGUGUUUAAGAAACCUAGAUAUUUCCAAUUGAGCCCUUAA